CCUCCAAAUGAAAAUCUGUCAAGUUUCAAGAAUGAGCUCAUACCGUAAACGAUUCCCACAAUGCUGUGCUGCAGUAGAUGCAAUGUCUGUAGCCAGAAGGGUGGAACGGUUUCUGUUUUGACACUUCUGGAAAAAUCUGUAGUUCUGGCGUGUAUUUUGUAUUGUUUAGCAAUCACGUUUACUUAUAUUGUUUCGUUUUCUAAUUAAUACAAAAAAUUAAGGCAAGGAACCAGACCCUUUAAAUUCAUAGUUAAGCAUCUAUUGUUGCAUAGUUUGAGCUGGAAGACAGCAAUACCAGGAAAGAAUGUCUGAAGAUCACAAAGGUCACAAAAAAUCACAUUCUGAUGAAGGAAAAACAAGUGACUCGCAUGCCAGAACUAGAGAGGAUGUCUCUGAUUCAGUGGAAGAAUCACUUAAUAAAAGAAUAAGGCAUGAUACUCCAAGUCCACACCAUGGCAGUACACCACCAUCUAGUCCUCCUAAGUUUGUAUCGGUGGAAGAACUGAUGGAGACAGCAAAAGGUGUGACAAAGAUGGCCUUGGCUCAUGAGAUUGUGGUGAAUGGAGGCUUCCAGAUUAAACCCCCUGAGCUCCCCGAGGGCAGUUUGGAAAAACGAGUACGUGAUAUUAUGCGCAAAGCGUUUUGGGAUUGCUUGGAAGCCCAGCUAAAUGAAAAUCCACCAGAGUAUGACCAUGCAGUUAAACUUUUGGAAGAAAUUAAAGAGACACUUUUAUCAUUCUUGCUGCCUGGCCACACUAGACUAAGAAACCAGAUCAAUGAGGUUUUGGAUCUUGAUUUGAUAAAGCAAGAGGCAAACAAUGGAGUUCUUGACAUUUCUAAACUUGCCAGGUUCAUCAUUGGAAUAAUGGGAACAUUGUGUGCACCAGCUAGAGAUGAAGAAGUCAAGAAACUUGGAGUCAUUACAGGAAUUGUUCCAUUACUGAGGGAAAUUUUUAAAGUGCUAGACCUUAUGAAAAUGGACAUGGUGAAUUUUGCAGUGAGUAGCAUUCGGCCUCAUUUGAUGCAGCAGUCUGUCGAAUACGAGAGGAAAAACUUUCAAGAGUUUCUUGAUAAACAGCCAAAUGCCCUAGAUUUCACUACAGAGUGGCUACAGGAAGCCAUAAGUAGUCUUUCAAGUUCAGAAACUGCUACGUGUCAGUCUGUUCCUCAUGCCACUGCAUCUGCUGACAGUGUCCGGAUUUUAAACCCUGUUACUGUGCAAAAUCAGGCGUAUCUGAGACUGUUGAAAUGGGACCAUAUCACCCGACCUUUCCCUGAAACUCUCUUAAUGGAUCAAAGUCGCUUUGUAGAAAUAAAGACUGAACUGGAUCAACUAACCAUUGUUGCUGCUGUCUUGUUGGUUUCAUACAAUGUGGUAGGGACUGCAUUAUCUGGACUUCCUGGAUUCAUGGACAGACUGAAGAAGAAUAUAAGGGUUUUACUACCAGCAAUAUAUUCUCCUUCCUUCAGUCUGAGUGAGGCUUUAGCUGCAAUCAGUGAGAAGAUCUCUGUGGACAUCAGUAGCUGCCUGUCAGAGCAUGGUUUUGCAACUUUAACCAAAGAAAAAGAAGCUGUUCUGAAAGGACAGAUUCAGUCUAUAGAAAAAACAGACAAUGCUGUCCGAAGUCUAAUAGAUUCUCGCAUUCAGAUAUUCCUGCAGGAUUACCUUACAUCAGGUCACCAAAAAUCCGUCCCUGUGAUACCUGGGGGACUAGUCCCAAUUCAGAAAGAACUAGAGGAAAUAGCUGUGAAAUACAUUCGCCUUGUCAACUACAAUAAAAUGGUCUUUGGUCCAUACUAUAGUAAUAUUCUCAGUAAACUGCUGAAUAAGGAUGAAUCUGAUGUAGUUAAUUGCCCAGAGCAAUCGGUUUAAUGCUUCACAGUCAUGUACCAGAUGCAGCAUUUUUUUUUUAAUCUGGCACAUUUAUAAGAACAAUAAAGUUAGGAAAUGAAUUUUGGAGGGAGGAAACAAAUGUUGGAAUUGGAGAUGGAAGAUGAGUUAUUCCAGUUCUGGAUGUUUUCCUGCAUUGAGUUUUGUGACAUUCCUUCAACCUGCUCCAAGUGCUAAGCUGUUCCUUCUAACUUUGCAGUGCCCGUGUUCUUUACAGAAAUGACAAUGUGUACUGGUUUCCAAAUUCAUUUUAAUUGUAUUAAGUUUGGAAGAAAAAUUGUAGUUUUGUGGUAUUUAUUCAGACUGACAAUAUUACUGUAAAUUAGUUUCAGUAUAAGCAUAUUUAGUGGCCAGGCUGCAUAUAGUACAAAAUGGGCAUCUAAGUAUGUUUGAAAUGUGUUGAUCUUAUGGUCCUUGUUUCUUACUGGGAUACAAAAUAUUUAUGGUCUAAUUGUGGUAGACCUUGUUAUUGCAUUUUCAGGCAUUUAAAUUUUGUUAUGACGUUUUGGAACCAAAAUAAUUACUCAUUUUUGCCUCUAAAGUCUAAAAUUUUAAAAUGUAAUUAGUAUUUGCAGUGACAGUUCUGCAUUUUACAGGUUUACAAAUGAGCAUUAUUUGUGAGUGGCUACUGUGUUGCAGAGGUUAGCAUUGUCACCUCACAGCAAAAGGCCCUCUGGUUCGAUUCUCGGCUGGAGUGCCUUCUGUGCAGAGU
Messenger RNA from Protopterus annectens (West African lungfish), 2603 nucleotides. RefSeq names its product t-complex 11 like 1 (gene TCP11L1). Gene Ontology annotation, biological process: signal transduction. The transcript is spliced from 10 exons. NCBI's taxonomy places the organism in Eukaryota, Metazoa, Chordata, Ceratodontiformes, Protopteridae. The coding region runs from base 305 to 1873 and encodes 522 amino acids. The record is from RefSeq and is a predicted model, not a curated record.